Gopherus flavomarginatus (Mexican gopher tortoise) is the source of this 8124-nucleotide messenger RNA. RefSeq names its product potassium channel tetramerization domain containing 1 (gene KCTD1). Lineage: Eukaryota; Metazoa; Chordata; Testudines; Testudinidae. Gene Ontology annotation, cellular component: nucleus. The transcript has 5 exons. Gene Ontology annotation, biological process: protein homooligomerization; negative regulation of DNA-templated transcription. Gene Ontology annotation, molecular function: transcription factor binding; transcription corepressor activity. The record is from RefSeq and is a predicted model, not a curated record. The coding region runs from base 1 to 2622 and encodes 873 amino acids.
AUGGCGAGAAUGCCUGGCAGCGGCGGCGACUGGAACACCGGCAGCAGCGGCGGCGGGGAGAACAAUGGGGGGGACCGGCCGCCGGGCCGCGGCGGCACCCACCGCCCCCACCACUACUGCAGCGCGGGGGAGGACGAGGACGGGGAGGACGACGAUGAGAUCCAGGAGGUGCAGAUAACGGGGGACGAGGAGGACGGCGCCGAUGGGGGGCUCCUGCUACUGGACGAGGAAGAGGAGGAGGAAAUGGGGCUGGAGUGGGACGGCGAGGAGGAGCCGCUGGAGCCCGAGCCGGUCCUUAUGAUCAGUAUGGACCGGGCCAGUGGCGGGCUGGACUCCUCUUGCGGCGGCGGUGGCGGCCGCCUUGGAGGCGGCUGUGGCGGCAGCAUCGGGGCAGCAGCAGUUGGGGGCGCCCCAGUGCCCGCUAGCGCCCGGGGCGCGGAGGACUCGGACCCGGAGACCGACCUGCUGCUGCAGCGCCCCGAGCGGGCCCGGCUGAGCGAGAACACCCGGCUGGCCACCCGCUACGCGGUGCGCAUCUUCCGGGAGUACCUGAGCGAGAAGUCCCAGAGCCCGGACUUCGAGACCAUGGACAAGGGGGCGCUGUGCCGGGUGCUGCGCUCCUUCUACGCCGAGGCCCGCUCCAAGAGCGGCCAGCUCUACUCCAAGUCCUCGCUCAUCAGCAUCCGCAGCUCCCUCAACCGCUACCUCAACGAGCCGCCCUACUGCCGCACCCUGGACCUGACCAAGGACCCGGAGCUGCGCGCCGCCAACCUGACGCUGGCGGCGGUGAUCCGCAAGCUGGAGGAGCAGGGCGCGGGGCCGGUGGUGCAGAAACAAGCCAUCACCCGGGCGGAUCUGCGCAAACUGUACACCUGCAGCGUGUUCAGCACGCAGAGCCCUUUCGGGCUGCUCAACAAGGUCUGGUUCGAGACCUGCAUGUACUUUUGCACGCGGGGCCGCGAGAACCAGCGCGAGCUGGAGGAGGACUCCUUCGGGCUGGCCAUGGACGAGGACGGCCGCAAGUUCGUCUACUUCAAGUCCCUGGGACCCUACCACAAGUCGCGCUCCUCCUCCUGGAGCAAGAAGCGGGCGGAGAGCAGCGACGAGGAGAACCUGCCCCGCAUGUACGAGACGGGCACCGAGUUCUGCCCUUACUCCAGCUUCGUCAAGUACCUGGCCAAGCGCAACCCGCUGUGCAAGGCCUUCUUCCAGCGGCCGCGGGACCACUGCAGCGAGGGGGAUGUCACCUGGUACGAGAACAAGGCCAUCGGCAAGAACCUGCUGGGCACCCGCAUGCAGAUGCUCUCCAAGGCGGCCAAGCUCUCCAAGACUUACACCAACCACUGCAUCGGCGCCGUCUCCAUCGCCACCCUCAACAGCAUCGCUGGCAUCGGCACCAAGCUGGGCGGGCACCACCCGCACCCCGCCGGGGCGGCAGGGGGCUGCUACACCGCCGCCCAGGCCAUCCUCAACGGCGGGCACCGGCACCGGCCCCCGCCCGCCCCCGCCAACACCUACAUCCUCCCCAAAGACAGCGACGUCCCCCACGUGAAGGCAGAAGCGGCCGCUCUGACACCGGCCAAGCGCUCCCUCUACGAGGCUGUGUACACUGGGGCGGCCGCGGCCGGGGGGGAUGCUUGCGGCCCCUCCUCGUCCCCCAAAAGACUCUGCCUCCGCCCCGCCGAGCCCCUGGACGCUGCUACUGCCGCUGCCUCCGUGGUGGUGGUGUCAGUGAAACACGACCCCCUGCCUCUCCUCCUCCCCGAAGCCAAUGGGCACAGAAGCACCAACUCACCCACAGUAGUUUCACCUGCUAUUGUUUCCCCCACACAGGACAGUCGGCCAAAUAUGUCAAGACCUCUGAUCACUAGAUCCCCUGCAUCUCCAUUGAACAAUCAAGGCAUCCCCACUCCAGCACAGCUCACAAAAUCCAACGCACCAGUUCAUAUUGAUGUGGGUGGGCACAUGUACACCAGCAGCUUGGCCACGCUUACUAAAUACCCUGACUCCAGAAUUGGAAGGCUUUUUGAUGGCACAGAGCCCAUUGUUUUGGACAGUCUCAAGCAGCACUAUUUCAUUGACAGAGAUGGGCAAAUGUUCAGAUAUAUCUUGAAUUUUCUACGUACAUCAAAACUCCUAAUUCCUGAUGAUUUCAAGGACUACAGUUUGCUAUAUGAAGAGGCAAAGUAUUUUCAGCUCCAGCCCAUGCUAGGUGAAAUGGAAAGGUGGAAACAGGAUCGGGAGACUAGCCGUUUUUCAAGGUCCUGUGAGUGCUUGGUGGUGCGUGUUGCCCCAGAUCUUGGAGAGAGGAUUACACUGAGUGGCGAUAAAUCUUUGAUAGAAGAAGUUUUUCCAGAAAUUGGCGACGUGAUGUGUAAUUCCGUCAAUGCUGGCUGGAAUCACGACUCCACCCAUGUCAUCAGGUUUCCAUUGAAUGGAUACUGUCACCUCAACUCAGUUCAGGUACUUGAGAGGUUGCAGCAAAGAGGAUUUGAGAUUGUUGGCUCAUGUGGAGGAGGGGUGGACUCUUCCCAAUUCAGUGAAUACGUACUGAGGCGAGAACUCAGAAGGACAUCUCGUGCACCCUCCGUCAUUCGAAUAAAGCAAGAGCCUCUGGACUAAAUGGACAUGUUUCUUUAUGCAAAAAAGGGACGUUACAUGUGCAGUUUGGACACCAAACAAGUCCUGGAACUAAAAUUGAAUAAAGACGCCUUUGUAUGAAAUAUAGAGACCACACCUGAAUUCAUGUGGGAGCAUUUGGAAUAGUAAUAAUAAUAACCUCAAGGUGUAAUUAUAUGUCAAAAGAUAGGACAUGCAAACAAAGGAAGGGGGGAAAAUGGGUAGGUAAGGCUGGUGCUGUGAUAGCCGUUAAGUGUCCUAGACCUUCUUUAGGCCCACUUAACGGUAAACAAGCCAUUACCAUCGGGGGGAGACAAAGUACUCCUAUACAUUUUCCAUUACCAGAGAUCCAUCCACUUUCCCAUGUGUACAUCUUGAUUCAAGUUUCUUUGCGUUUGAGGGUUUAUGUUGGUGUCUUUUUAGAGGUAACCAGGCAGGAGGACUUCAGGAAACAUCCAUCCAUUGCAGUGAAAGCUAGUUGACUGAGAUUUUAAACAUAGUCUGUACAGAUGUCACACACUUUUGUCUGCCUUCACAGAUGUGAAAAGUUAUUUUUUUUUAUGUUUUAAAUGAGUUGAGUUUUUUGGGUUUUUUGCAAUGGGACCAGAAUUAACACUUUACAGUAGAGUUGCUCUAGUUUGGAUCUGCUGCUUUCCUACAAUUUUUUAAAUUUUAUAAUAUAUUGGAUACAAUAAACACUGUUUAAAAUAAUGAAGAUGUGGAUUAAACCAACAAAAGCAAAAGAAAUUGAACUAAAAUAAUCAGUCAGUAGCUCACUCUGUUAUGCUUCCCCUAGUCCUAUUAGGUUGCAGAAUAGUAAGUUAUCUUGCAUACAGUAAGCAAGCUGCAAUCCCCAGGCAUGGUAGAGUGAGUUACAGGAAAUAGAUGCUCUCAUUGGCCUAUAUUGGAAAACCUGUCUGGUGCACCCUACAUUGCUGGUUUACAUUCAACACUAGUUUUUUAAGCUUUGAGUUUGAAAAGAGGCUCUUGUGACGGGACCAUUUUCAGUACUGGUCAAACUUAAUAAUAAUAAUAAUAAGUUUGGCCCAGAGAACUCAGUCAUGAAAAUAAUGCCAGGUAAAUGUUUUGAAACCUAUAACUAAUAAUAGUCACAUCAUUCCUUUUUAAACAUGGAGUUGGCAGCUGUAACUCUGAAUUACCUUGAUGACUCAUUCAGAAUGUUUGUUUUUAAUGUUGUUAAUUUCCCUUGUUUAGGGCUAAUAAGCUUCUGCCUAGAAGUGAGACCCUUUGGCUACACCAUCAACCUUAUUAUUCUUAUUACUAGGCAGUAACUUUGUACACAGUUAUCUUGCAAGUUAUUCUUAUUGUGCAACAUUUCAUUGAAAUCAAUUGUGCACGUGCCCAGUUGAUGUCAAUUAGACUUUGCAAAGUAAACAUAACGCGUAAAUGACACUACUGCACAAACUGUUCAUGGGUUGAUGAUUUUAUCACAUAAGAUGCACCAGCAACCACAUUAUCUUUCAUCCAAAGUAUGUCUUUAUGCAAUAUUACGCUAUAUGACUGUAUAUUACUAUGGAAAAUCCUAUUGAAUCAAUGGUGCAGGCAUUCCAUUCAUUUCAGUGAGAUCUUGCUAUUUAUUUAAAAAACAUUGUGAAAAGUAAAUACUCCAUGUAACAAGAUUUUUAAUAUAGUUCUGAUAACUGAAAAAAGUAAACCAUUUUUUCUGUUUUUUAUUAACGUUUAGGAGAGGGAGGGAUAUUUAAUAUCUUCUUGGCAGUGCAUCCCAUUGUGAUUUGAAAUGAGCAGGUCAUGGAACUGGAGAGGUGGAGCAGUGGGGGAGAGGAACUCCGGAAAUCUAAGUUGGGUAGACAGUUAUAAGGUUUUAGUUUCCUGCUGAUCUGUAGGUAUACACUUAUGAAAAGCUUGAAAUAGCUGUAUCAUUUUUAAAUGCUUGUUUUCGAUUAAUAAUAAGUACUCCUCUUACAAAAUAAAUAAAUUGCGUGUACUUCUCCCUCCCACCCUCCAAAAAAUUAGUUGUUAGUUUGCACAGAGGUGGGAAAGGAAACAUCCCAGGGAUUGAUAUUUGUAUUUGUGCAAAGUAGUCUGAAAUGGUUGAGAGUGAAUGUGCAAAACUUGAAUAUACGUUAUGGAAACUCUGCCAGGCUGUGUGAGUGUAGUGUUGCUGCUGAGGCCUCUGGCUUAUUACAAUGCACCUGCCUAUCCUCUGGUCUGUGUAAGCACAGAGAUCAUUGGGGUGGAUGGGAAACAGGCAUCAAAAGAAUUCACUUUAUCUUUCCUCUUAAAUUCUACUACAAAACAUUUUUGUUACUGUGUUUUCAAGUUUCUGGGUUUCAUUCAGUUGGAAGUUUUGUGGCUCUUUGUACAACAUACCUGUUCAGCUCCCUGAAGCCGGAGCUAACUUCCUGCUCUUUCCAAAUCCCUGAAUGGCCAGAUAUGCUUUCACUGAAUGCUCAUUCAUUAAGAAUUGAGUCAUAAAUCAUUCUGAGACCCUGAAUGUAAAUGUCACUGCAAUUAUGUUGUAGUUAUGGAGUAAGAGGUCACAGACAAAAUAAUGAGAUGCAGGAAUAAACAAAACAUAGAUUUUAGAGAGGAAACAGAUUAGUUUUGUGCACACGAAGGUCACACUUGUAACAAUGUCUUUAAAAUGUUGCUUAGAAAAUCUGAUCAGUAGACACACGAGCGACAUAUCCAGUAAGAGAAACAGAAAGGACGAGUAUAAGGACAGCUCGUUUCUGGAGGCUAAUAAUUUUUACGUGUACAAUAAGUUUAUUUAUCUAUUUUUUUAGUAUGACUGUAUUUUAUGCCAUCAAUGUGUGUUUUAUUUAGCUAUACCGAGUGGAAAAAUUGCAGUGAAUGCCAGCUUCCAACUCUACAUGUCUGGCAGGUUGAUUAAGCAACUAUCAAAGGGACUGCUGUGCAUGUACUCUGAAAAUGCCAUGUGACACACUCUUCCUUAAAAUAAAACUUAGGGGGAGGAAAAACUCUGACUUCCAAAGAACUGUGACGGCAUUGUUGCUUUUUGAAAAGUUAACACUGGAUUUUUACAAGUAGCUCUCAAAGGUUUCACUUCUGAAGCCUAGUACAGUUCUUUCCCAAAUUCAACCUUAAUAUACACUGUGUAAUGCAAGUCUUUAUAUAUAGUGACUCUUGAAAGUCCCAGAUCUGAUGAGCCCCUAAACUGAACUAAUCAAUCCUCUCUCCCUUUGGUCAGGUGGGAAAACAAUUAAGUCCCUAUUUUAGUCACAUUUGUAGAAUUGCUACAUAUCAAAAAGUACUUGGUAAUUCUGUUCCCCACUCCUCUUAUAACAGGAGUUUUGCCCGGUUCCACUCUGCAGUUUCUUUUCCCAAUUCAUUGCCAUGAAUCUAGGAGAAAGCUGAAUUGUCUCUUUUAAACUGCACUAGUCAGUAGGCUCGUAUUUUCAAUUGUUGGCUAGCAGGGGCAUGAAUAAUUGGGAAGCAAUUUGUGGGGGAGGAAGGGAGGGCUGUAUCACACUGACAUUUGACUAAGUUGGUCAUGCUGCACAGUGAAGUUAAUCCAUAGGCUGAAAAGUCCUAUGACUGAAGAUGUAAUAAAAGGCAGAAGGGACGUCAGUGGAGCCUGACUGGCUACAGAGGACCAUCUGAAGAUAUAGAAGUUGAGCAAGCCUUUCAAUUAUUCUUGCUCCUAUUAUUAUGCUAAACAUGAGCUGAUUUUUAAUUUACAAAGAAAUAACUUGUUCGUGGACCCUGCAUAUUUUCCAUAGACCUUUUCAAAUUGAUUUAUGCUUUAAUUACAAGAUUUUGCAUUCCCAUGAGUGACUUAUCACUUUAAAGUCCACAUUUUUUAAAAAAGAGAACUUGCAAUUCUAUUGACCAAUGUUUAUUUUUUAGAGAAAUAAAAUUAUUUACUCGAAUCUGUCACUUCUUUACUGAGGAAUUCUAUAUUAUGAAUCAUUUCUAGUGGACAACUGAUAUUUGAAUGCAGGCAUUCUUGUUGCCUGGGUUUAUUUACAGUGGAAAUGAAACCAAGAAACCCUCAGGGCCUUUAGACCAGUUGAUUUUUCUCAGACUUCACUUUGAAUGGUUUAUUAUUUCUUGAGGGGCUGCAGGGAUCACCAGCACCAAAAUCAAUACUUUGCAUUAAGUCUCUGUGUUGUCUUUGGCUAUUACCUCACUGAGCUGGUUAUUCAAGCCCCCAGAAAUAAACUUGAGUAUGUUGGGUCAGAUGUUUUGUAUUUGAGAUAGAAGCUGUUGAAAUCAAAUCACCACCCUUCUUCCAACACAGAUGCAAGAUAUAUAGUUGAAUUGAUAGUACAAAAGUUUCCUCCCAACAUUUUAUAGCUGUAACUUGAGCUAGAGCAAUGUUUUCAUAUUAGCCAAUGACUAACUUUAGUGUUUUAUGUUAAUAUUAGCACUUGAAAUUGUCCCUCUUUUGGAUAAGACACUUGUUUGCAAAAGUAGAAAUGUCCCAUGGGAGAUUCUGGAUACCUUUUUGUUUUCUGUAAAUAUAUAUAUUUCUAUAACUUUCUUGGCCUGCAGUUUACUACGUUAUUGUUGUUGUGCCAUAUGUCCAUGAAAUAAGAGAAAUUAUCAAAAGAAAAUCUGAAGUUAGCUAUUAAGAACCAGAUUCUGCUCCCCAUUCCUCACAUUUGAAUAGCAGUUUACACCUUAAUUAAUCUCUUUUGGAUUUGAUUAGACUAUUUCAUGGGGUAAGGUGCUAUGUAAUGGGAGUAGGAGGUCAAAAUCUGGGCCAAAAUGAUCAAUUGACCACAAUCCUGUAUUUAAAUUUUUUUAAAAAAAGUUUACAUUUUAAUAUCAGAUCAAGAGUGAGAGAAACGCACCUUCUCUCACAGCAAAGUUUAAACAUUGCAUUCCUGACAAUGCCUCCUAUUUCCCCAUUAGUAUGAAAAAUUUGCCCUGAAGUGACCAGCUCCUGUGUCUGUACGUGCAAGUCAUGCUGAGCACGUGCAGAGCUACACUGGUCAGCUCUAUUGCAUUUAAGAGUACAGCUUUGAUUAGCUUUCUUGGAUGGAUGGUGGAGGAGGAAAGAAAGAUCCAUGUGAUUUGUCUCUGUACUCUGAGUUGGGACUGAUAAAUGAGUUCAUCUAUAAGACCAAAUAGUCUUUCUGUUUCUGUUCUACUAGGUAGCUUGUCAGUAUUUUUUUUUCUGAGGAAAAUAUGUAAUAUUGGAUGCCUGACCUUGCCUAGUCACCACUAUUAAGCAGCCUUUAAUUUAUAGGUAUGCAACAUGUUAAGUACGCACCUCAAUCUGGGUGUCAACCUUUUUUUAAUCUAUACAUAAAGUCUACAUUGACACUCUAGCUUAAUGUACUGUUAGUUGUAUUUGUUCUGAUUUUCCAUUCUAUUACAUUCAAAUUUAUGGAUUAGUGAGGAUCAAAUAAAUUGAUGUUUGAUGCUUCAAUUGAUUAAUCCAGAAGAAAUUACACUUGAUAUACAAAUCAGCACAUGGGAUGCUAGUUCGAUCUGUAGCAGCUGUUUCACUAAUCCUUACAAUUUCCUAAUAAAUAACAUAUUUCAGAUUUG